Besnoitia besnoiti is the source of this 1083-nucleotide messenger RNA. RefSeq lists its product as uncharacterized. The transcript is spliced from 5 exons. The coding region runs from base 1 to 1083 and encodes 360 amino acids. The record is from RefSeq and is a predicted model, not a curated record. Lineage: Eukaryota; Apicomplexa; Conoidasida; Eucoccidiorida; Sarcocystidae. Gene Ontology annotation, biological process: GPI anchor biosynthetic process. Gene Ontology annotation, cellular component: glycosylphosphatidylinositol-N-acetylglucosaminyltransferase (GPI-GnT) complex.
AUGACGAGCAACGUGGAUGCCGCGUGGCCAGGAGGUGCUGAGACAGCCGCCGUAUCUUCACACCCGCGCAAGGGUUGGCGACCCGCAAGGAUCCUUUCUGGUGCCGAUUUUUUCCGCCUUGCGAAUCCGCAUGUAGCGGAGACAGUCCUCAGGGCGUUCGAGUGUGCCCGUUGCGCCCGCGCGGGCACUCGCCGUCAACGAGUCUCCGAAAACGAAGGGCAACAAGCUCGACGGAGUGAAGCGGGGCCCGCCGCCUCUUCGGGAGAUGAAACAAACCGUGACUGUGAGUGCCCGGCUUCCGCGCAGCUCCAGCCGAGCCGGCAGCCUUCCUCGUGUCCGGCGCGCGGCGGAAGGGGCCCUCCUGUAUAUGGCUGCCUUUGUCCCAGAUCCAAACAGCUGAGAGUGGGGUGCGGGAGUGGACAUUUCCAUGCCAGCGCGUGGCGUGAGGAUCGGCGGAUUUUCCGAGCGUCGGCUUCGCACGGAGACGUGCCCUGCGGCGGACGUGAGUCCUCGAGGAUGAAGAGAGCCAGCGUUCGUGGAGCAUCGCUGGUGACCGGAGCUCUUGGCCGCCCACAUCCGCGCUGUUGGCUCGCGUUUGGAGCGCUGAUUGGUGUUGCGGCAAUCAUGUCGCUGACGCGCCCCUUCGCACAGACCUUCCCUACCGCUGCCACGGGCGCGGCGCGUGGAGCCAGCUCGGUCGCAGAACUGAUGCACUACCUAAAGACCGUGUUCCACUCGUCCCCUCUCGCCUACUGGCGACCCGCCGCGAGCCUCGUUUUCUCGGUGGUCGGCCUCGCGGCGGGUGUCGUAGUGCUCGCCUCCUUUUUGACCGGGCCGCAUAUCGUUGAAGAGUCCCUCGAGGUGGUCGCCAACUUUGGAGUGCAGCUGCAGCACACGACCCGCUGGGGCGGCGUCCGGCGCGAAUUCAUUGAAGCCUCGCAAGUCUCUGACGUCAUUAUCAACGAGGGAUUCCGCGUCUGUGACAUUAUCUUCUACGUCGCGCUUCUUGUCAAAGAUCGGCCAAACAUGGUUGUGCCGUUCCAGCAGCAGGACGACAGACAUGCGAAUAUCGGCGUGGCAUAG